CAACUGUACAGCAAACUCUUUUAGACUUUUUAUCAACUAAUAUUAAAGAUACUAUUACAAAUAAAAGAAAAUUUGAAAAUAUUAUUAGUAGUGACUCAGAAAAUAAUGAUGAUGAAGAUACAGAAAGUGAUGAUAAUUAA
This is a messenger RNA of Funneliformis mosseae, 140 nucleotides long. The record is from the annotation of a GenBank genome assembly. Lineage: Eukaryota; Fungi; Glomeromycota; Glomeromycetes; Glomerales; Glomeraceae.